CUAGCAAUGACGCUCUUGUGCGUACCUCACGCUCGAGGCGGUAGCCUGUCGAUAAAACCCUUCCAUCUUGAGCAAAUUAUACAAUCUUCGUUUCUCCUCGUUAUUAUAUUGUGCUCAUUACCUUCACUUCAGAUAAGUUUCAUUACACAAUACAUACCGACAGUAAUACACCGUUCUACUUCAAUCCCACCACCCGAACAAAACAACUCACUAUGCCAGCCGUACACAUUAACACGGCCAAUGUUGCCCGCGAGAUAGCGGGCCUUGUUACCAGGGCCACUUCAUCCAGCUUUGGUAGUGCCUCCAAAUCGGCUCACAAGACGGCGCGAGUCAUCGGUGGAGGCAUCAUCGCAGCGAUUGUCAUCGGCGCAGUCAUCUUCAUUGCCUUAAUGCUUGUUUGCGCCUUCCUGGUCUUCCGUCGCAACAAGAAACAGAGUGCAAGACGCCAGCAGGAAAUGGAAAAGUACUACGGCAACAACCGAUCACGUAGCGGCACCGAUGUACCAGCUGGCCCAGCUCCGGGCCAAGAAGGCUUCGGAAACCCCAAUAAAGGCUAUGGCUAUGGCCAAGGCACCGGCUACGGCUACGCGCACACUGCCCAGCCUGGUCAGGCUGGCUAUGGUGCGCAAAACACUGGAGGUGUAUCUCCUAUGGCACCUGCGCACACUGCGGACCAUGUUACCUACACAAAGUAAUUGGGUGAUGGCUUGCGACUUAUUCUUCGGUUUGGAGACACAAGUAUUGAUGGGAAAGUGGGAGUUAUGUUUUCAACCAGCGUGCCCAGCGUGGGUUCAUAUGUUAUGCCGAUAACUGUAUGCGAAAGUGCGAUACCUUGGGUUAAUAUCAUGAUAACAAUUGAAGCUUUCAUUAUGAUGAU
Messenger RNA from Colletotrichum navitas, 877 nucleotides. RefSeq lists its product as uncharacterized. NCBI's taxonomy places the organism in Eukaryota, Fungi, Ascomycota, Sordariomycetes, Glomerellales, Glomerellaceae. The record is from RefSeq and is a predicted model, not a curated record. The transcript has a single exon. Bases 213 to 695 code for a protein of 160 amino acids.